Peniophora sp. CBMAI 1063 is the source of this 1092-nucleotide messenger RNA. The record is from the annotation of a GenBank genome assembly. NCBI's taxonomy places the organism in Eukaryota, Fungi, Basidiomycota, Agaricomycetes, Russulales, Peniophoraceae.
AUGGCGACAGAUUCACUGGUUUUGGACUACUAUAACGACCCACCCGCAAAGGCGGGCAUCCAUAGUGCUAUCACAGCAUUCUUCGAUAGAGGAGGUGGUCAUUGCGAUCUGGGGCGCUACAGCAAGGAGUCUCUUUUGCUCGAAGAAACGGUAGUCGUAAAGGACGACCGCGGCGUCGGUUACCUUGCCAUGAAGAAGGACUCUACCACGGAGACCAUAGUAUCUUUGACCGCUGUUCUAGUAGACGCCAGCCUCCCACCUUACCGGGACACGAAGUCGCUUUUCCAAACUCGCCGCGGCAAGAAGGACAUUCCAGUCAAUCGCGUAUCUCUCGCCUGGUACGGCCACUCGACUUACGAGGCAACUCGCGUUGGAUUCGAGAAUAUCCGAACUCAGUUCAGCCUCAUGUACGACGGCAUGGACAAGAUUCCCGUUGCCGUAGUCGCCGGACAGCCAGCUAUAACAUGCGAGAACCGCAUCGUCUCUAAGGUGGAGCAGGUGCCCGACGGCGUUCAGGACGUGGACAUCGGUCCUGGUCAAGAUCCGAACGGCAUCAUCAAAACAAAUCUACUUUCCUCGCCUAACUACCGCUACGUCGAAGAUAACUCGAUCACAUACGCGAAGAUAACCGGCCGCACCGAAACCGGCGACCUCACAAUUGAAUCAUGCUUACCAGAGGAGUUGAAGGUUGGCAUGAUCGUAUGCGUUCAAGUCGCGCCUUGUGUAGUGCCAACGGUGAAGAGAGGCUUCAAGGUCAUUCUCAAGUUGAGGAAUGUCUUAGCCGUCAGUGAUGACGUCUACAAGGCCUAUGUCUUCAAAGCCCGCAUCAGCGAUUACAACAACACACCGAAGCCCGGAGGGGGACUCAAGCGCUCAGCGAGCCUACCCCAGUGGGUAUCGAACAAGAAGAAUCCGUUCACUAUGGCAGAUGUCCGUAUGAGAGACGAGAGAGAGGAACAGAAUGAAGGUCAGAAUGAAUCGGGAGAAGGGGCAGCGGGCGGCAUAGUCGAGAGAUUCGGAAGACUCAACACCAGACCUUCGACUGGCACGAUGAACGGCGACCGCAGCGAAGGGGCGAACAGCUCUUCUUAG